Molecule: messenger RNA, 561 nt
Organism: Triticum turgidum subsp. durum (durum wheat)
Lineage: Eukaryota; Viridiplantae; Streptophyta; Magnoliopsida; Poales; Poaceae
Source: the annotation of a GenBank genome assembly
AUGGAAGCCGCGGUGGUGAGCGUGUCACACGGAGCCAUAGGCUCCCUUCUUGGGAAGCUCGGCGAUUUGCUCGCCGGCGAAUACAAGCUGCUCAAAGAAGCAAAGGGCGAGAUCAUGUUCCUUAAAGCCGAGCUCGAGAGCAUGCGUGUGUUCCUAGAGAGGACGUCGGACGCGGAGGAGGAGGAGGCUGACAAACAAGAAAAGUGCUGGGCUGAGGAGGUUCGUGACCUGUCUUACGACAUCGAGGACAAUGCCGACGACUUCAUGCUCCGGGUGGAAUGCGAGUCAAAUAGCAAGCCACAUGGCUUCAAGGGGUUCAUUGAAAGGAGCAGGUUCAUUGAAAGGAGCAUGAACUUGCUGACGACAAUCAACACUCGGCAUAAGAUCGGCAAGGAGUUGCAAGGUCUGAAGAGACGUAUCAUGGAGGUGAGCGAGAGGCGCAUGAGAUACAAGCUUGACAGCACUGCCUCAAAGCCAAACAGCACGGCCAUAGAUAUACGCCUGUUGGCGCUCUAUCUGGACGCAGCCUCGUCGGUAUCAAUGAACCGAGGGACGAACUGA